Molecule: messenger RNA, 3363 nt
Organism: Penicillium nucicola
Lineage: Eukaryota; Fungi; Ascomycota; Eurotiomycetes; Eurotiales; Aspergillaceae
Product: DNA-dependent ATPase RAD26
Exons: 3
Coding region: 1-3363 (1120 amino acids)
Biological process (GO): transcription-coupled nucleotide-excision repair
Cellular component (GO): nucleus
Molecular function (GO): ATP-dependent chromatin remodeler activity; ATP binding
Source: RefSeq, a predicted model, not a curated record
AUGUCUUCUUCUGAGGAGGCGAGUCGCCUCCAAGACCUCCAGGCCGAUGUCCGCAACCAAGAUGACCUCGAAAGAGACAUCACUCGGCAGGCGGAUAAGGCACUUGCAGAGAAGGCGGAAGAGAAUGACAUCAAGCGACUCGAGAAAGUCCUGGUAGAAAGAGAACGUAUUGAUAGCCAGAUCCGACGAGCACACCAGCGCCUUACCCAACACGUCGGAACUGCCACUCGCCAUCGCGUGGAGAAUGAGUUGAAGGGAUUGGAGGUGCGCAAGGCCGGCCUGAUCAACGAUUUGAAGGAGAUCCAACAACGGAUUGAUGACAGGCGCCAGUCGCAAGAAAAUGCGACAGAGGCCCAUGGAUCUGGGAGGCUGGCGAACGAGUCACGUCGUGACUACCUACUGCGAACCGGAAAGAUUACCCCCUUUGCGUUGAUGAAUGCGGGAUCCAGAGAUGGACCACUUGCCAACCUCGAGGAUGCGCUUGUCGACACCGAGGACCAAUACAAUGAGGAACAGGAGCGUGAACAGGCUAAGCAUGAGCCCGCUGCAUCCCAUCGUGACCUUGCACGCCCUGAUUUCGACUUUGAAGAGAGCAGCAGCAAGCGCCGAAAGGUCGCCCGGACCAGAUCUCCAGGAGCGGACUCAUCCGCAAGCUAUGUGGCCUCGGAUGGUGCUGAGGAUGCGUCAGCAGACGAAGAGUUCAUGCCUGAUACUUUACCUGAAGCAAAGCCAAGUCGUAAGCGCAAGCAACCCAAAGGUAACAGUGAACUGGAAGAUCUUAGUGGAGUGGACGAUGGCAAUGAGGAAGUCUACCAGGUUCGUGUUCAAGAAUGGAUCAGUCGGCGUAGCUCCGCUCGACAGAAUACCGUGACUCACUCCAUCGAGAAUGAGCUGGAUGAGGAGGAUGAAUGGCUCAAGCCGCAUCCCACUGAACCAGCCAUGGAGCUUGACAACGGCCUGCGCGUGCCCGGAGAUAUCAGCCGCUAUCUUUUCCCAUACCAGAAGACUGGUGUUCAGUGGCUAUGGGAGUUGCACCAGCAAAGCGUGGGUGGUAUUAUCGGUGACGAGAUGGGCCUCGGAAAGACCAUCCAGGCGAUUGCCUACCUUGCGUCACUGCAUCAUAGCAACAAGUUCACAAAGCCGGCGAUCAUUGUUUGCCCAGCAACCCUCAUGAAGCAAUGGGUCAAUGAAUUUCACCGCUGGUGGCCAGCUUUCCGGGUGUCUAUUCUUCAUUCAUCGGGAAGCGGCAUGAUGAAUCUUGGCAAAGAGAACAGCCAGGAAAGCGCACUCACAUCCGAAAUGAUGGGAAGUCGCAGCUCGGGUCGUCUAUCUGCUGGCCAAAAGGCCGCUAAGAAGAUCAUCCAACGAGUUACCCAAGAAGGCCACGUCUUGGUGACUACAUACUCGGGUCUGCAGUCGUAUGCUGAUGCCCUCGUCGACGUUGAAUGGGGAUGUGCCAUCCUUGAUGAAGGCCACAAAAUUCGCAACCCAGACGCCGGCAUCACCUUCAGUUGCAAGGAAUUACGUACUCCCCACCGAAUCAUUCUCUCCGGAACACCAAUGCAGAACAGUUUGGUAGACCUGUGGUCCUUGUUCGAUUUCGUUUUCCCAAUGCGCCUGGGAAAUCUUGUCACCUUCAAGAACCAGUUUGAGAACCCUAUCCGCCAGGGAGGAUAUGCCUCCGCAUCUAACCUCCAAGUCCAGACUGCUGCUAAAUGUGCAGAGACCUUAAAAGACGCCAUCAGUCCAUAUUUGCUCCAGCGUUUCAAGGCUGAUGUAACAUCUGAUCUACCACAGAAAAGUGAGCAGGUCAUCUUUUGCAAAUUGACCGCUCUUCAACGAACCAUAUACAAGAGAUUCCUUGGCUCAGAUGAAAUGAGAUCUAUCUAUACCGGCAAACGAAACUCAUUGUUCGGCAUUGAUAUUCUACGCAAGAUCUGCAACCACCCUGACCUGGCAGAUCACGCAUUGCGGUCUCGCGAGGCAGACUAUGGUACUCUAGAGCAGUCUGGCAAGAUGCUAGUCUUGAAGGGAUUGCUCGAGGUCUGGAGAGAUACCGGCCACAAAACCCUGCUAUUCACACAGGGACGUCUGAUGCUGGACAUCAUCGAGAAAUUCCUGAAUGGUUUGGGUGGUUUCCAAUACCGUCGAAUGGACGGCACUACACCGAUCAAGGAGCGCCAGUCUCUGGUCGACACCUUCAACAAGGAUCCUGAAAUCCACGUUUUCCUGCUUACCACCCGAGUGGGCGGGAUCGGAGUGAACUUGACAGGUGCUGACCGUGUCAUUAUCUUUGAUCCCGAUUGGAACCCAUCGACUGACCUGCAAGCGCGCGAGCGUGCAUGGCGUCUUGGCCAAAAACGUGAUGUAACUAUCUUCCGCUUGAUGACAAAAGGCACAAUUGAAGAAAAGAUCUAUCACCGCCAAAUCUUCAAGCAGUUUUUGACCAACAAGAUUACGCGUGAUCCUCACCAGCGUGAGGGUUUCCAGCUGAGUGAUCUUUAUGACCUGUUUUCCCUGACAGAUGAGAACGACAAGGAACUGGAGACAACCCAGCUCUUCAAGAAUGCCGAAGUCAAAUACCAGGAAGAGACCGAAGACCCUCGCGACAAGAAAAACCGCGGACGCAACCGUGAACCCGUCCCAAAGACCGAAGAUGAAGAACUCCAGGUUGACGGGGUGGCCAAGAUCGAAGAAUUCAAAAAUACCGCUGAAGAAGAGAAAAAUUCCAAAUCCUCCGAAGACCGAAUCAUGCACGGUAUCUUCGCCCGCUCCGGCGUUCACUCCGCCCUAGAGCACGAUCAAAUCGUAAACGGGCGUCGAGUCCUUCGAGCCGACCCCAAAAUGAUCGAAGCCGAAGCCCGCCGCGUAGCCAACGAAGCAGCCGAAGGCCUCCGGCAAGCCGAACAACAAGCUCGCAACAUCCCCAUCGGCCUUCCCACAUGGACUGGUCAAUUUGGCAUUGCCGGCCGCUCCGAUCCCACCACCAGUGGCAGCUCUGCUCGCUCUAACCGUGGUGGCCCAUCAUCUGCCAGCCUGUUGGCUCACCUGAACCCGGCAGCCGCGUCACGAACAAGUGGUCGUGGCAACGAUGCCCGUGCUGGUCCUUCUUCUGCACGCAUGCCUCGCGGCAAGGACUUCCUUCCUCUAAUCAGGGAUUACCUUGCUUCUCGUCGCGGUCCGACGUUCUCUCACACUAUUGUUGAGCAUUUUAAUCAUUAUUGUAAUACCCCAGAACGAGUCGCGGAAUUCCAGGAAUCGCUGAAGACGGUUGCGACGCUUGACCGUGUGGGUGGGAGAGGUCGCUGGAAUCUGAAGCCUGAAUUUGCUCGCAAUGCUAGCAGUCAGAGCCAGAGGCGCUGA